AUGAACACUGUGGAGGGGUUACUGUCCUCGCCCUUCCAGAUGGACGACGACAUGCCUUGCUCUUAUACACUUCGCGCUUCCGAGUGUUACGAUACCGAUCUAGACGAAGAGGAUGCUCUUCGCAAGGCUGCACGUGUGGGAAUUCGACUGUUGGAGACCAAUCAAGCGCUUACUGAAGAGGUGGGUGCAUUGCGAGAGCACGUGGCGGUGCUGGAGAGCGAGCAGCCAAAGCUACAAGCCCAAUUGGCAGUUCAAGAGCAGGAACUGAUUAGUUGCAUAGAGAUCCGGAAGGAAUUGCUGCUGGAAACAAACACGCUUUAUAACGACCUUAAGGCUAAAUCAGCACUUGUGCAGGAUUUGCUGGUAAGAGAAGGUCAUAUGAUGCAGCAGAUGAGUGAGACAGAAGCUGCCAAGACGUUGGCUGAGAACCAGACUGCGGACUUAGAGUUGGAGCUGAAAUUUGGGAGAGCGGAAUCUGCAAAAGGGAGGCCUUCGGAGCAGAACUUUGCUGUAGCGAAUCCCGCAGCCACAUACGACGUGGAUCAAGAAAGUGUUUUCACGCUCGUCGACUACGAUAAGCUGCAACACCGACUACUUGUAGCAUCGGAGGAGAAUGUAGCGCUUGCGUUGGAGGUCAAGAGUUUACGCAAAGAGGUUGAUUCACUACGUCGCAAAUUGGUCAAUCUGCCAGAGUGUAUCGCUCGCAUUGAAGUACUCGAAAACCAGAACGAAAGACUGCGAGAUGUAAAUGAAACGUUACGUGAUGAGAGGAUGGAAGAGCAAGCCGUAUUGGACAGCCUUCGUUCGAUGAACUUGAUGCACAAGAAGAUCGCAGAGUCUCGUCCAUUUGCGGCGGAUUGUACAUGCUUUCAGCAACCAGAGGAGGCUGACGCACAUGUUCCGACUAUUACAGUGCGUGAUGUGCUCCUUGAAACAAACAUGAAGCUUGAGGCCGAGCUUCGUGAUCUUCGGGCUAGCAUGGAUAUACCGCACCGACUUUCCGAGACUGUUGAAGAAGAGCUGCUGGAACGGGCGUUCAGGCGAGUGGGUAGUAAUAGUAUUAGUGGCUGGGCAGAAUCGGAUACAAUAAGUAGCAGUGGCGAUUCGAUGAAGUCUGUGAAUGCACGGCUGGAUCGCAAGAUGCAGGUUGUCACGGAGAAGUAUAAGUUGCUGAAAGAGAUGCUGCGCCACACAAAGGUUCAAUGGUGUGCCGCAGUGGCCUCGCAGAAAGCGCAAGAGGAAAGCAACGAGUCUGCCCAAAGAGAGGUUUCUCUUCUUAAACAGCAAUUGGACAAGUGUGUUGCAGCUCUUGCUGCCAUCGAUCUCAAGGAUCGAGAGAAUCAAAUUGAACGAACACGCGUGGUUGUCGACGAAAGUGGCGAAUGGAUUGAGGAGACAGCACCAUUUCCCGCGCCACCGGGCGACCUGAAUUCACCGUUGAUUCGGUGUUUGCUGGAUCAUUGGAGUGCUGACAAAUCGAAGGUCAUGAUGCUCACGGACUGGUUGCACAAUGCGAUCCGAGGCACAGGUCGGGCCACGCCACUGCGGCUGGCAAAUUUAACGAGCGAGGUCGCAGCAGGCUUUACGCAGCUCUUGGUCCCCACUUUGCGUGAGCGGCACGGCGUGUCCGUGAGCAUUUAUCGGCACGACAGCGUGCACGUGUUGUCGGACCUGGUGCUUCAGACUAACCACCCCAGCGUGAUGGUGCAGUCUACUGUAUUGAAAAAUGGAAUUACUGUGACGCAUUACGAGAACGCGGACGAUGGGGUUGAUCCCGAAUUAAGUCCAGCCUUGUGUCGUACUCGAGAUAGCUAUGCUGACAGCUAUAUGCUGAAGUGGAGGCACGAUUUCUAA
Molecule: messenger RNA, 1854 nt
Organism: Peronospora matthiolae
Lineage: Eukaryota; Oomycota; Peronosporomycetes; Peronosporales; Peronosporaceae
Source: the annotation of a GenBank genome assembly